Messenger RNA from Ipomoea nil (Japanese morning glory), 771 nucleotides. Its product is annotated as transcription repressor OFP8-like. The transcript has a single exon. The record is from RefSeq and is a predicted model, not a curated record. Gene Ontology annotation, biological process: negative regulation of DNA-templated transcription. Bases 1 to 771 code for a protein of 256 amino acids. Lineage: Eukaryota; Viridiplantae; Streptophyta; Magnoliopsida; Solanales; Convolvulaceae.
AUGGAAAGGCUGUUCAUACACAAAGUCUCUCGUUUCCUCCUCCCUUCCUCCUCCUGUUCAUGUCACGCCAAAAAUAUCUCAGAUGUAGUAGAGAACUCCAUGACUACUACCUCCCGAAACCUCCAUGAAACUGCACCUCCCAAAAAUCCCAAUAAGCAUAAGAAAGCUGCUGCUUUCUUAUUAGGGCUUUCUCCGGCUGCUAUUAAUGAAGGAAGAAGAUGUCCGCCUGUGACACCUAUCUCAGUCGUUGAUUCGCAUUUAGAGGUCUCCAAUAAUAGCUCUAAUGGCGGAUGGUUUAGCAGCGAGGAGGUGGAACAAGAACAAGAAGAAGAAGGCGAAACCGACGACGACACGUUUUUUAGCUUAUCUUCUACUUCUUCCCGGUCUUUUACCCACCCUAAAACACCCAGAAGAAGCGAGAGUGAUCUACAAGUGGAGUUUGAUUAUUAUUACAGCAGCAACUUGUGGAGCGAUCGCCGGAGGAAAACCUCCAAGGCUGGCCGGAAAAAAAGGACGAGCCGGCAAAGGAAAGGGAAGACAACGAUGAUGAGCUCGGAAAUGGGAUAUUAUGAUGCGAUAGAGAAGAGUACAAAUGAUCCUUACAAUGACUUCAGGACAUCAAUGGUGGAGAUGAUUGUGGCGAAGCAAAUCUUUGGAGCAGAGGAUCUGCAAAGGCUGUUGCACUGCUUUCUUUCUUUCAACUCAUCCUACUUCCACCGUAUCAUUGUUGAGGUUUUCUCAGAGAUAAUUGAAACCUUGUUUAGUCAAUGA